Molecule: messenger RNA, 6405 nt
Organism: Nerophis ophidion (straightnose pipefish)
Lineage: Eukaryota; Metazoa; Chordata; Actinopteri; Syngnathiformes; Syngnathidae
Product: dynein regulatory complex subunit 7-like
Exons: 19
Coding region: 255-2756 (833 amino acids)
Biological process (GO): flagellated sperm motility
Cellular component (GO): motile cilium
Source: RefSeq, a predicted model, not a curated record
UUGCUGCUCCGAGUCACUAAACCUUACGGCAGUGUUGCGCGUGCGCAGGUCAGUAACCAUGGAGACCAGACGACAACCGUAAAGCGAUUGGCAGGUCGGCGUUUUUUGUGGAGCUAAGUUAACAAAGUAGUGAGUAAACCUGACGACGACGGCGAGGACAAUCAAACACAGAGCCAAGCACGCCAAAGUCAGCCUUCAAGAAAAACAACUGAUUGUCACGGAAUUCAAAGGCAUUGCCACUGAGGACAGCCAUCAUGUGGUCCUUCGUGAGGAUGAACUUGAAACCCCUGAUCAAAGGGAUGGAGGCGUUCAUGGAAACCGACAGCGAGCAGAAUUCGGAUAGUGAAGACGAGGACGACGAGGACGAAAAAAAAGUGAAAGUGAGGGAGUCUCCUCCGAGUGAAUACCUGUCCACUCCAACCCUCCCCGACUCAUACAGGCGCAACUCCCCUGGCGAGGUCCGCCUGUUGGCCAUCGCCGACAGCUUCCAGCGUCAGUAUCGUCUUUUGUGUUCCGAGCGCAAGCCUCUGCUGCUCUUCCCCAUGAACGAAUGUGGCGUCAAGAAGUUUGUGUCAACCACGCUGCGGCCCACCAUGACCAGCCACCCCGAGCUGCUCUACUGGGAAGGAUGUGCUUCCUUCGUGGCCGACUUCCUGUCUCUGACUCCUCUGGAGCCGCCUGGAGAGCUGCCCAAGUUCUUGUUCUCGGCCACGUCGGUGCUGCACAGUCAGACGGCCACGUGUUUCGAGUACGCCGCCGUGCUCUGCAGUCUCCUGCUGGGCGCCAACUACGACGCCUACUGCGUUAGCGGCUACGCCAGCAAGGAGAUGUGCCUGCUGGACCAGCGCCUGCAAGAGUGCCACCUGCUGGACAACCAGGACAAGGUGGAGGGCGCCGAGGCGAAAAGCGAGAGCGACAACGUGCUGAAGCGGGAGGUGAAGAGCCGCUUCUUGACCAACCAGGCCAAAAAAGCACAGGAAGAAGCCGAGGCCAAGUCCAAGAAGCACGAGGAGGAACCCCAGCCUGCUGUCGACUCCCUGAGGGGUCUGCGGGUCCACUGCUGGGUUCUGGUCCUGGCCGGGUGCCGCAGCGUCCAGGAGAACUUCUUCAUCGACCCGCUCACAGGAAGGAGAUACAGCACCACGCACGACCAAUUCCUGGGGGUGGAGAGCGUGUGGAACAACCUCAACUACUACGUCAACAUGCAGGACUGCAAGGACGUCUGCGCUGAAAUAGUGUAUGAUCUUCAUGACAUCCGGCUGUGGGAGCCAGUCUUGUUCGGGGUCAUCAGCAAGAGACAAAUGUCCCUCAACAUCCUCAAGAGGAAGGAGAUGAAGAUGAUGGGCAUGACUUGGGAGGACGAGGAGGAAGAGGAGCGAGUGUUUGAGAUGCCCAGGUCGUGGGUCUCCUACAUCAGCAUCUCCAGAGAAGACCUGGAGACACGCUGGCCAGGAAGCAGGAAGUUGACGUGCUACAAGAAAACUGAGCUGAAAAGGUUCGCUCCUUACCUGCGACUCAACGGGCUGGUGACGCGGCUCACCACCUUCAAGGACUUUGACUGCAAAGAGGCGGUGACGGUGAAGGAGUGGUACAAGGACAGAAACGACCACCUGAAGGAGCGAGAAGUCAACAAAGUGACGGGCAUCACCAUCGAGCGCUUCACGCCGGGGCGACAGUUCCACCUUUUAUUCCACAGGUUCACCACUGCGCCAACACAAGGCACCGAGCACGAGAUGGAGUUCAGCGGCGCUCGUGUGGACGGUCUGGUGCGCCGCGUGGACACGCCGGAGGAAAUGACGGAGACCUUCGAGGGCCGCGAGGACUUCCUGUACUACCGCCACGUGGUCUUCGGCCACCUCCCGGAGCCGGAAGACGAGGACGCCGACACGGAGACGGAGGAGCGGCCCCUGCUGAAGGUGGUGGAGCGCUUCCACAGGAACCCCCAGAAGGACGCCAACGAGGACGUGGCCGAGCGAGUCUUCUUGGCGCCGCAGAGGAAGAUGGAGGUGACGUACCACCUGGAGGAGCACAGGUUCGUGCCCUGCACCAGGACCUUCCUCAAGCCGCGGGAGUCGGACGACUUCAAGGCCGACAUGGUCACCGGCUUCCACGUGGACCCCACCCAGAAGCCCCUGCACACGCUGGCUCUCUACAAGCUGCUCUCGGCGCUGGUGGAGGCCGAGAAGGACACGGCGGAGCAGAUCAAGUGCUCCAAGAAAGAGGUGAGAGACAUCGUGUCCUGCAGGCAGCGUGAGGAGAUGGACAUUCUUCUUCACUUUUCUCCAUGGACCACCACCGGAGCCGCCAAAGCCCGCAAGCAAAGAGAGGAAAUGGAGCGCCUGGCGGCCGAAGAGCAGAUAUGGUUGCAGGAGAAGGAGGAAGACUUCCUGGCUCCCUUCCUUAUCCGACUGGGGAACGUGAAGGACAUGACGGCUGAACACGCACGCUUCCUCUACGACGACUGUAUGAGCGACUUCAAGACGCACAUGGCCGAGCGGGCCAGACUCAUCCAGGAACGCCACGACCAGGCAACACAUGCGCUAGAGAAGAAGCAACUGUACUACCAACAGAGCCAGCUGAACAUGAGCCACCAGGAGGAGAAAGAGUACCAGGCCUUCUGCGCCGAGCACACCUUCCAAAUACACAUUGCCACUGAACGCCUCAGCAUGCACAAGAGAUCAGUCGCUCAGAGGUACCGUGCACUGGAUCAGAGACUAAAACAAGACCCACGACUGGCACCUUACCUGCCGAGCUGAACACACACACACUUUACACCAGUCUGUACUGGUAAUAACUUUAUGGAAUAAAAUCACAAUACAAAUAAGUCUUAUUUAAUCACCAAUACAACAUCAGAGAGUUAAAAUAGGUCAUGUGCAUUCCAGUCCACUAGUUGGCGAUGUCACUUUGAAGAGCAGUGAACAGAAGAAGCGAGUAAAAAUAUUCCCAUCGUUCCUGGGAAUAGCUCAGUAAUGUAUUUUGGCACUCAGGAUGUCAGGGUCAAAUACCAUGAGACAUUAUAAAGACACAGAAACAGAGAAUAGAAGACAAACCAGUGAUUGCUUUUCUCGUACGAGGAGAGGGACCUGGAGCAAGUUGUCAGUCACAGGCUCCUAAUUCACUCUGAAAUCGUCAACAGCGUUGCCUUCGGUUACCGAACAGUUCGAAGAAAGUUCGUCAAAUAGUUCAAAGAGAGUUCCAUUAAAUAGUUCAAAGAGAGUUCGUAAAAUACUUCAAAAAUAGUUCCUCUCUAAGUUGGACAGAUCCUGCCAUCUGUCCGCUUUGAAGUCCCAGUGGAGUUUUACGAGUUGGUAGGUUUUAAAGACAGCCUUUUGUCUUCUUGUCAGGAACACAAUGUAAUACAAAGUUUUUUGUGAUCAUUUAGAAACAAUUAUUUUAAAGGGGAACAUUAUCACAAUUUCAAAAGGGUUAAAAACAAUUAAAAUCAGUUCCCAGUGACUCGUUUUAUUUUUCAAAGUUUUUUUCAAAAUUUUACACCUCCCGGAAUAUCCCUAAAAAAAGCUUUAAAGUUCUUGAUUUUCGCUAUUUGCAAUGCGACUGUCCAUUUCCCUGUGACGUCAUACAGUGCUGCCAAUACAAACAACAUGGCGGUUACCACAGCAAGAUAUAGCGACAUUAGCUCGGAUUCAGACUCGGAUUUCAGUGGCUUAAGCGAUUCAACAUAUUACGCAUGUAUUGAAACAGAUGGUCGGAGUAUGGCGGCAGAUAGCGUGAACGAAAUUGAAGAAUAAAAUUGCAGGUAUUGAGCGAAUAGCUAUUGACGCUAUUCGGCCAUAGCAUGGGUGUACCUAAUGAAGUGGCCCAUAGCAUGGCUGCCUUAUUAGCAUCGCCGGUAAAAUGUGCGGACCAAACGAUCAGGACUUUCGCAUCUUGUGACACUGGAGCAACUUAAAUCCGUCGAUUGGUAAGUGUUUGUUUCGCAUUAAAUGUGGGUAUCUAGUUUCAAAUGUACAUACAGCUAGCGUAAAUAGCAUGUUAGCAUCGAUCAGCGUAGCAUGUUAGCAUCGAUUAGCUGGCAGUCAUGCCGCGACCAAAUAUGUCUGAUUAGCACAUAAGUCAACAACAUCAACAAAACUCACCUUUGUGAUUUCGUUGACGUAAUGGUUACAAAUGCAUCUGCAGGUUAUCCAUACAUCUCUGUGCCAUGUCUGUCUUAGCAUCGCCGGUCAAAUGUGAAGACACUUUGGUACAUUCAAUGGGGGUCUGGCGGCAGAUUUCUUGCCAGUGGUGCAACUUGAAUCCCUCCCUGUUAGUGUUGUUACACCCUCCGACAACACACCCACCAGGCAUGAUGUCUCCAAGGUUCCAAAAAAUAGUCGAAAAAACGGAAAAUAACAGCGCUGAGACCCAGUGUUUGUAAUGUGAAAAUGAAAAUGGCGGGUGUGUUACCUCGGUGACGUCACGUUCUGACGUCCUCGCUAAAAGACCGAUAAACAGCAAGGCGUUUAAUUUGCCAAAAUUCACCCAUUUAGAGUUCGGAAAUCGGUUAAAAAAAUAGAUGGUCUUUUUUCUGCAACAUCAAGGUAUAUAUUGACGCUUGCAUAGGUUUGGUGAUAAUGUUCCCCUUUAACACAGGAUGUAGGUUCACAGCAUCGUACUUUAUUACUUUACUAACUGCCUACGGAAGUCCAGAUAAAAACUGAUUUGAAUGAAGACAUCAAGUAAAUUCAUCUGACAGCCACAAAUAUGAACACAAAACACAUUUCGGAGGCAAUAAAUAGGAUUUUACAUUCAGAAAAAAAAGGCGAAAUUCCAAUAGGCAGGCGAAUGGACGUCAAAAGCAAUAUUUGAUCGUGGAGAAGAAAACAGGUACAAAAAGUGAGGCCACCACCGUGCUUCUUAACAAGUACUGAUUGUCGGCGGCAAAGAUUGUAAUCAGGUGAUAGAUUCCUUCAAAACGGAUGCAGGAGACCCAAUUACACUUCCAUAUUCUUUAUUAAGCACAUGCAGGAGAUCCCAUUACCAAUUCCAGCCUUGCCAGCUGCCACGAAAGCGUCGUUUCUCCACAAAGCCGUGACUCUAAUCCUCACCACCAUAGCGGAAAAUCAGUUUUGAGUAUAUUCCAAGUAACGUUAUCACUGGAGGACUUGAGGAAAAUGAAUAUAUAUGCAUGCUACACGUGGAACAAGACCACAAAAUGAAGUAAGGGGUGGUUGAUCCAGAUGUUGACACUAUCGAUACCGAGUGUAAUAUGUGAGAAUGAGAUAUUUUUAAGUGUUCUUUUGUAAUCCGUAGUCAUGUGAUUUCCUUGCUUUUUUCUUAUGUUCAGUUCAGUUCAGUUCAGUUCAGUUUAUUUUCAGUCUAACAAAAACAUAUUCAAACAUGGAUCACGAUUCAAAAAUGAAUAACAUGACUGAAACAGGCAGAAGCAAAAAAGCUUAUAUGCCCAACAUGAAUUUUUUACAUUCAAUUAAGUUACCUUUUCUAAUAAUUCUGCAACACAAAAAGAAAUAUAGUCAUUCAGCAUCCACAUUCAGGCUGCCCCACAACAAAUAAUACAAAAAUAUGUACCUACACACAUGCACUUUUUUGUAAAUAGAUAAACAUACAUACCUUCUAAAUACAACAUUUAACCAAACAAACAUACAUUUCUAGUCCACAUAACUUUUUAAAAUACAUUGUGACAUGUUCUUUUUGAAAUUAAAUACUGAGUCACUCAUUUUUAUUUCUUUACCAACAGAAUUCCACAAAUUAACACCGAGAACAGAUAAACAUCUACGUUUAACCACUAGUCUUGCUUUUGGUCAAAUAAACUUAGAUUCAUCUCUUAGAUUGUAUUUGCUGGUCUGUAGAGAGAAGUAUUUUUGAAUUCCUUCUGGAAGAGUAUUUAUUUUUGCUUUGAACAUUAUCUGUGUUAUUUUAUAAUAAACAAUAUCUUGAAAUUUCAUAAGUUUUGAUGUAACAAAUAAUGGAUGGGUGUGGUCAUAAUAUCCUGCUUUGUUUAUUAGCCGUACAGCUUUUUUUUUGCAGCAAAACAAUAUCAUUAGUUAGCAAUCAAUGUUUAUUUAUAUAGCCCCAAAUCACAAAUGUCUCAAAGGACUGCACAAAUCAUUACGACUACAACAUCCUCGGAAGAACCCACAAAAGGGCAAGGAAAACUCACACCCAGUGGGCAGGGAGAAUUCACAUCCAGUGGGACGCCAGUGACAAUGCUGACUAUGAGAAACCUUGGAGAGGACCUCAGAUGUGGGCAACCCCCCCCCCUCUAGGGGACCGAAAGCAAUGGAUGUCGAGCGGGUCUAACAUGAUACUGUGAAAGUUCAAUCCAUAGUGGCUCCAAGACAGCAGCGAGAGUCCCGUCCACAGGAAACCAUCUCAAGCGGAUCAGCAGCGUAGAGAUGUCCCCAACCGAUACAUGCGAGCGGUCCAUCCUGGGUCUCGACUCUG